AUGCACGAUCUAAACUACUAUGUUCUCAACAGGGAUAAGCGUGCCCGAUGGAAUGAUGACCACAUUAUGGGAUUAGCCCCGCGCCCGCUCCCAAAAACAUCCCAACAAGCUUUCCAACAGUUCUUUGCAAGAGGGCAUGCUUUAUUCUUGCCAGAUGACUCUGAUCGAGUCCUUGAUGCUCUGGAUCCCUCAACGCAUGACUUGCCUCCCAAAAACUGGACUGUUCAGUUUCCACCAAAUUGGGAAGCACUCCCAUCAGACAAUCUGACACGCAUCAAUUGCGAAACAUUCAUUGUACGGAAGCAGAAAGCUGAGCAGGAGCACACAGACCAUCAACAGACUGCUGCUGCCGCCGCACUUUCCACCGCAGCACAGCCCCCCAUGCCACCUCUGCCCCAACUCCCAUACUCUACAUACCCAAUCACGUACCCCAUUGUUCCCUUUCCUAGUCAACUGUCCAUAUUCCUCCCUCAGCAUCCUACUUCCUCUCCUCCUAUUGCCACCCUUACACCGGUACCUGCUGCAAAGUUGUCACCGAAGUCUCAAUUAAAUGAAAGAGCAGAAAAACUACUUGGAAUAUGCUACCAAUGCAAUACACUGAAUCCUGACAAGGUGACAACGGAAGCAAGUCUCCAUCUACCUGUUGACUGUGCUCCCUCGUUUGUGCUUGAAAAGAUUGAAGAAGGAAUGGGUGUCAAUACUGUAGAGCACAUGGAAAAGGCACUGCAUGAACUGCGUGAUUGCUUGUCACGGGCCCGGACCAAUAAAAAACUAUACAUUAUCAAUAUGAAACCAGGACCCAAAGCUGAAGACCUUGGGAAACGUGGAAAAGGCCAUCGUAACAAUACAGUAAACAAUGCAAUCCAGUCCAACCCGGCUUCGGAGCAAUACACUUUGCUUGAAAAGCAGUGGGGAUGUCAGAAAUGUGGUGGUCACUGUUGGCCGCAUGCCCGGGCAAAGGGAAAACACCUCCACCUUAGCAAUGCAAUGCUGUCCUUAUGGGCACAGCAAUGGACUGACAGUGUUCCUGGUGUUGAUCUCUACAACCCUCCGACUCAUCACUGGUUUGAUGUUCCAGCUCUGGGGAAACAGACCAAGGCUAUCAAUGAAAAGCAACGCCGAGAAUCUAAGAAGCGGAAACGCAGCGCUAGUCCACCAAGAACCCCAACAAAGUCCAAAGCCACGACUACACCAAGCCCCCCAGUAAAGAAGGCUAAAGCCGAUGUGAUGCCAGCCAAACAGCAGCCUGAAAAAGAAACAAUAAUCCUCUCUUCUGACCCUAUAACUCCGGAAUUUCUCUAUCAUCGCGCAUCCAAAGUCGGAACUGAAAUCAUAAAUCUUUCAUCCUCCCCAACUCCUGGACCUUCCAAGAAGGCCCCUGUCCCUGUUUUCAACCUUUGCUCUUCCGACGAUUUUCCUGAGUCCGACACUGAGCAUGAUGAGCUAGAACCAUAG
Messenger RNA from Cantharellus anzutake, 1455 nucleotides. RefSeq lists its product as uncharacterized. Bases 1 to 1455 code for a protein of 484 amino acids. NCBI's taxonomy places the organism in Eukaryota, Fungi, Basidiomycota, Agaricomycetes, Cantharellales, Hydnaceae. The transcript is spliced from 6 exons. The record is from RefSeq and is a predicted model, not a curated record.